AUGGCCGAACCCACACCAACAACCACUCUGAACAUCAAGAUUGAAUUCGGCGGUGGACUGGAGCUGCUAUUCUCUAACCAACGUUCGCACAAGGUCUCCAUCCCUUCUCUAGUCCCAAAGGACAACACUACAUCAGCGAAGAAUCCACCACCUAAAGAUGAUCUGUUGAAGCCUGCGGAUAUCACGUAUCUCAUUCAUCAUAUGCGAGAUCAUUUGUUGCAGGAGAGGGAGGAGUUGUUCGUGGAGAACGGGACUGUACGACCUGGGAUCUUGGUUCUCGUGAACGACACCGAUUGGGAGCUUGAAGGAGAGGGAGAUUACGUUUUGAAGGACGGAGAUGAAGUCGUGUUCAUUUCGACUCUCCACGGGGGUUAA
Molecule: messenger RNA, 375 nt
Organism: Coprinopsis cinerea okayama7#130
Lineage: Eukaryota; Fungi; Basidiomycota; Agaricomycetes; Agaricales; Psathyrellaceae
Exons: 2
Coding region: 1-375 (124 amino acids)
Biological process (GO): tRNA thio-modification; protein urmylation
Cellular component (GO): cytoplasm; nucleus
Molecular function (GO): protein tag activity
Source: RefSeq, a predicted model, not a curated record